Molecule: messenger RNA, 1366 nt
Organism: Colletotrichum abscissum
Lineage: Eukaryota; Fungi; Ascomycota; Sordariomycetes; Glomerellales; Glomerellaceae
Product: mitochondrial chaperone bcs1
Exons: 2
Biological process (GO): protein insertion into mitochondrial inner membrane from matrix; mitochondrial respiratory chain complex III assembly
Cellular component (GO): mitochondrial inner membrane
Molecular function (GO): ATP hydrolysis activity; ATP binding
Source: RefSeq, a predicted model, not a curated record
AUGCAUCCUCCUCCUCCUCCUCCCCAUCUCUCCGUCAUGGACAUCUUCUUCCCCGGUUUUACCGGCCUCACUGUGACACUCCAACAGCUUCUCAACGGAACCAUGGAUGGCUACGCCGGUUUGUUGUGUAUCUGCGGGGUAUUGAUGGUUUGCGGCAAGUUCCUGUGUAGAACCGUGGGAGAAUUCGUCGAUACCUACCUCACUUCAAGGGCCGAUGUCUACGAUCCCGACGAGGCAUACGACAUGUUGGAUGCGUGGGUUUCCGGCCAAGCCUUUUCCCAAGAUGCCAGCUCCUCGCUUGUUACUGUAGAAAGCAGACGAGGAAGAAGCAUGGCCCAGCUCCACCCCGAUAUCACGGCUAAAAAGAACCUUCGGUUUACACCUUGGGGAGAACCGCUGUACUUCUGGUAUCGGGGGCACCGUCUCACUUUACGAUGCACGCAAGACAGAGCAUCAUUAUUUCCACGCAACACAAUGACAGUUUCGUGCGUUGGGCGCUCUUCACAGGUUCUGAGGGACCUUAUGGAAGAAUGUCGCGUCGAAUAUCUGAAGUAUUCUGAAAACAAAACUUCGAUCUUCGAGAACUAUAAUAACGGCUGGAAACGAACUACUACCCGAGACCUCAGACCGAUCGAUACCGUUAUCAUGAACGAACAGCUCAAACAGACGCUCCUCAAGGAUGUCCACUCGUUUCUCGACCCCAAAGCUCGGUCCUGGUACGCGAGCCGCGGGCUGCCAUACCGAAGAGGCUACCUGCUGUUCGGCCGUCCUGGAACCGGAAAAUCCAGUCUUAGCAUGUCCGUCGCCGGUUGUUUCGGACUGGACAUCUAUGUUCUCAGCCUUGCUGCUAUGAGUGAUGGACAACUCGGUGCCUUGUUCAGGGAGCUUCCUCAACGCUGUGUUGUCCUGCUUGAGGAUGUUGAUGCCGUCGGUACAACCCAAUCACGUGUAUCCGACGCCGAUGAUUUUGACUCCCGAUCGGAAGAUUCACGAAGGUCAUCGAAGUCGCACGGGGCUGUUUCGCUGUCUGGGCUCCUUAAUGUUCUCGACGGCGUCGCAUCACAAGAGGGGCGCGUCCUCAUCAUGACGACAAACCACAUAGAGCAUCUUGAUGAAGCUUUGAUCCGAUCUGGCCGCGUUGACAAGAAGAUCGAGUUUCAGCUUGCAGAUGCUGACGUGACCAGAAAGAUAUUCAACACUGUGUUUCAACAAUCGGAAGAGGAGCUGUCUGACUUGGACAACCGAGAAGAUAGCAAUGAGGAAGUCCGGAGACUGGCAGGUCAAUUUGCAGCCCUUGUGCCGGAGCUGGAAUUCAGUCCUGCCGACAUUUUUUCCUUCCUCCUAGCAAACAGAGACUCGCCCUCAG